UCCCUCCCUCUCUCUCUCACUCUCGCAGUCACUCAGUCAGUUGCAGCAACACACUCACCGAGAUCGGCAGCACAAAGCAGAGUCGCUCUCUUACCAGCCUCCAGAAACACACACACCGACACACUUUGCCGCGGCACGCACACACAAGCUCAGACGCCUCCACGCACACCUUCUCAGUGACGGCCGAGGAGCUGAAGCAAAAAGGAAAGGAAGGAAAGAAGACAACAACACCGGAGAAAGGAAGACAAGAAGUAAAAGAAGAAGAGAAAAUAUCCUGAGAGAAAAACAGGAACAAAUUUAGAUAAAACUUCACUCAGGUUGUCCAAUUGAAGGGCUCCCUCCCGAGACCCCCCGCUGACUCAUAACAAGCACAACGUACUGGUCCGGGAGCUUCAUGAGAGUGUGCUCAUAACCAUCACUCCACCUCUGUGUGUGUGCGUGCGGCACCAUGCUGUGGACAGUGCUACUAGCGCUGCUGGUGCUUCUGCUGCUGCAGACUCAGCUGUCUGUGUGCUUAAGGGAAUUGCGCUCUGGGGGUUCCAGUUCUUCCGUCUACUCCCCUCGAUCAUCCUCUUCCUCCUUUUACAAUGCUACCCAGCAGCGGCUGCCUGGAGCUAUUAUCAUUGGCGUGCGGAAAGGUGGCACCAGAGCCCUGCUCGAGAUGCUCAAUCUGCACCCAGAUGUGGAAGUGGCAAAGGCUGAGGUGCAUUAUUUCAAUGUGGAGGAGCACUACCGCAGAGGUCUGGCCUGGUACCGAGCCCAGAUGCCCUUCACCGUCCCGGGUCAACUGACAGUGGAAAAGACCCCAGGUUACUUCGCAGCUCCUCAGGUUCCUGCACGAGUUUCGGACAUGAACCCUGCUGUCCGCUUGCUACUCAUCGUCCGGGACCCAGCUGAGAGGCUGAUCUCUGACUACACCCAGGUUCUGCACAACCGCCUAACACGACACAAGCCCUACAAGCCCCUGGAGGAGCUCCUACUCCACAAGGGCCACAUUGAUCCUGGAUACAAGGCACUGCAGAGGAGCCUCUAUCACCAGCACCUUGCCCGCUGGUUGGAGGUCUUCCCCAGGGAGCAGAUCCACGUGGUGGAUGGAGAUGCGCUUAUUCGGGAUCCCUUCCCUGAGCUGAGGAAGGCAGAGAGGUUUCUGGACCUGCCGCCCAGGAUCAACCCGAGCAAUUUCUACUACAACACCACCAAGGGCUUCUACUGCCUCCUGUCGGCUGGACAUGACAAGUGCCUGGACGAGUCUAAAGGCAGGCCACAUGCUCCACUGAGUACCCAAGCCUUGAAGAAGCUUUGUCGGUACUUCAGAAAGCCAAACAAGUUAUUCUUUGAAAUGGUGGGGAGGUCAUUUGCCUGGUGCUGAUCCAUUGAGCAGAGCAACAGUGACGAUGAAAAGCCUCCUGAACAGUGCCGACACAUUCAGGGACGCAGAGGGAGAGAUAAAACUGUGUUUUUCUAGCUAGAUGAGUGGGAACAUUUUUAAAAAAAUCUUUUUUUGUUGAUACCUACUCAGGUAUGAAUGUGACCAACAUGUGCAGCACAUGUGAUGAAAACAAACUGCUGAUGUUGAACCUGUAGCCGACAUAAACCUUUACCAAGAACAUGUUGGUGCCUCCAGGGAAAACCUCACUUGCUGAAGCUACAACAGCCGUGCCAUACACAAGUCUGAACCUGAAAGUACAACUAACUCCCUGUUAGUUCUCAUGUGUGGGCCGUUAAAAGAAUAUGUGAUGACUUUGAUGUGAUGUAGAAAUAGAUGAAUGGUCAAAAGAUGGUUGCGUUAUUGUUGCACUAUGAACUCCAGUUGCAUAAAAAGUCAAUCAAGGUUCAAUGCAAACGAUUUUAAAGAGAAAACAAGUCCUUGCUUUGAUUUUUCUGAACAACUGUAAAACUUUUUGUGUUAGCAAAACAUUUUAAUUUUUUCCUCAUGGCUAUUUUGGGCUAUUUUACUGAAUAGAUGCUCACGAGUUCUUUUGGAAGAGGCUCACUGAAAACUUGUUUUUGCUUUUUUUUUACGCUCAAGGCCAGCAUAGUGCUAUUGCUAGUUUGUGUUAUUUUUUAAGAUGUCCUUCUAAUAAAUGUCUUCAGUGGUAAAGUCUGUUCCCUGAACUCCAGCUACGAGGUUUAAAGGGAUUUAAAAUGUCAAACAUAAAGACACGGUGAUAUAGGUUCACUGACAGGCCUCUCUGGAAACACCUCUCCCUCGAAGUGGAUGAAGAUGUUCCCUGUCAGUGUCUAUUGAACAUGUUCUUUACAUCAAAGAUCAAAGCAAGCCUACGUCUCUUUUCAUCAUUAAGUUAUUCCUGUGUAGGUGUUACCUUCAGUUUCACCACCACACCGCAACGAACGACACCUGUAGGUCACCAGAAGGGCUGUUCAGUUCCUGACAGUAUUCAAGGCCAAAUGGUUUUCUUACCUUAAUCCAGUUCAUCUGGAAGGACUUAAAAAGGCUGACAAGUCAUAGCAUCAGUACAUAAAAUAAAAGCCUUGUGAUUAAAGGAUAUCCAGGGUGCUUUUAACCCAGACAUGUCUUUAGUUUGAUGUUAGUUUGAUGCACUUUCAAAGUACAUUCCACAAGUUUAACAUUAAAUUAAGUUAAAUUGUUCAAUAAUUUAGAAGUAAAAGGUAUAAAUCUGUAAGUGUUUCGUUGGAUAACAACUAAUAACAACUGUGUAGUAGCUGCACAGCAUGUCAGAUCAAAGCAGUAUUCUAUUGUACCUACAGUUCCAGUUUACACAAAAGCUCCUCCUAGAGCUAAUUACUGGCCUUCAAGAUAGCUAUUUGUACCCUCAAAAGCAGGUACUGAAAGGUUUACUAAUAAUGAAGAUGGCAGAAAAAAGACAGAAAAGCAAGAAGUAGACUGGAGGCUGUGGUUUCUUAGAGCCCUGACUGAGGAUCAAUCGCAGCUCCCAUAAAUGGAAGAUCUCUCUGGUACCCCCUGGAGAGAGGAUGACAAACAGAGAAAGAAGAAGGAAGGAUGUGACACAGAAACAAGUACAAAGAUAGUAGGGCAGGUAGGUACAUUAUAGAUAAAUGGGCAGUGUUUGGGGUGUCGGCCAGCAUCAGAAUAUCCUAAUUUUGAGUGCCAAAAAGAUACACGUAUGUUUGCAAUAUUAGGAUGCAAUUUGAGUGUUAGUUUCAUCCUAGAUGUAAGUUAUGUGAGUCACUGAUCAUAACUUGGCAGUAAUAUGCUUCUCUAAGAGGGUUAGUGUUCUGUGUGAUACAGAUAAAUUCCCUGUGUAAAGGCUACCUUAGAAGUCAGUGUUUCGGUGGGCUUACCUUAUCUUUUGAGAGUGUAAAGGUGACGAGGGUCUCUUCAGAUAUUUUGUCAGGACAAUAGGAUAUGCUAUAUAUCCAAUAUAGCAUAUCCUAACAACUGGGCAC
Molecule: messenger RNA, 3390 nt
Organism: Pelmatolapia mariae (spotted tilapia)
Lineage: Eukaryota; Metazoa; Chordata; Actinopteri; Cichliformes; Cichlidae
Gene: hs3st1l2
Product: heparan sulfate (glucosamine) 3-O-sulfotransferase 1-like 2
Exons: 3
Coding region: 449-1369 (306 amino acids)
Molecular function (GO): [heparan sulfate]-glucosamine 3-sulfotransferase activity
Source: RefSeq, a predicted model, not a curated record